This is a messenger RNA of Xyrauchen texanus (razorback sucker), 1876 nucleotides long. RefSeq names its product ELL associated factor 2 (gene eaf2). The record is from RefSeq and is a predicted model, not a curated record. Gene Ontology annotation, molecular function: transcription elongation factor activity. Gene Ontology annotation, biological process: regulation of transcription elongation by RNA polymerase II; positive regulation of DNA-templated transcription. NCBI's taxonomy places the organism in Eukaryota, Metazoa, Chordata, Actinopteri, Cypriniformes, Catostomidae. The transcript has 6 exons. Gene Ontology annotation, cellular component: super elongation complex. The coding region runs from base 97 to 870 and encodes 257 amino acids.
CAACGGGUCCAGAAGUGAGGUGCCUGUUUCUGCCUUAGAUGGUAUCGAAGUAGAAAGUUGGAAACUGGUGAUAUAUGAUCGAAAAUUUUAAUUAGAAUGAAUGGAACAGCAUAUUCAAACUUUGACAAUCAAGAACACGUUCUCAAACUAGGCGAAACUUUUGAGAAACAACCUAAAAGUGCAUACCACACGGUACGAUAUGAUUUCAAACCAGCCUCCAUAGACACUACAUGUGAGGGAGAGCUUGAAGUUGGCAAGGGAGAGCAAGUUACAAUUACACUGCCAAACUUGGAGGGAUCCACAGCUCCUGUUACAGUAUUCAAAGGGUCCAAAAGGCCUUAUAUGAAAGAAUGUAUUCUCAUUGUUAACCAUGACACAGGAGAGUAUCGCCUGGAGAAACUCAGCAGUAACCUUGCCGUCAAGAAGACCAGGGCUGAGGGAAGCAGUAAGAUUCAGUCACGUCUGGAGCAGCAAACUAGCCGGCUUAGUCAGCAGAUGAAGACUGGCAGCGGAAACAAGGCUCCAUCCAGCAGCAAGAACUCCCCUCCUAAAGAGAAAAUGUCUCCAUCGUCCCCCAUGGAUGAUAUCGAACGAGAGCUCAUGGCUGAGGCGCGUGUCAUGGAUCAGCUGAGCAGUGGAGACAGCUCUUCUGAUUCCCACAGUUCUUCAUCAUCCAGCAGCGAGGACAGCUCCAGCAGCAGUGACGAUGAGGGCCGUCCAACGCCUGGUGGAGCCCCAGUCCCCCCUCACAGCACAUCAGCACUUGCUACAUCUCAAAGUCGUGUGGAGGAGAACAGUGGGAAUUUCAUAAACACCCUUAAGAAUGAUCUCCAGCUGAGUGAGUCUGGGAGUGAAAGUGAUGAUGACUGACCACAUCGACAAAGUAUUGGACAACCUCCUUGACUUGGAUUAGAUGCUGAAAAUGUCCAGGAGGUCAGGAUUUAUCAAAUUGGAUACAAAGCAGGGGUAUUUGCUGUAUUAGUUCAUUAAGAUAAAGUAUUUAUUUAGUUGAGAAUGCUACUGCAUUGAUGUUAGUUUUAUAGGGAUAUACUAUAGUUGCUUCAUCAGAAGUUCUAGUAACGUAUAUGUUUAGAAAGAUCAUCCUCUUAGUUCAGAUAUGGCACAUGAUCAUCAUAAAGUGUCUCUUAUAGUCUUAAGGAGCACCAGUGCAUUACCAAAAUUGAUCUGUGUGCUAUCAAAGUGCCAAACUCAGCAAUCUGAGAUAUUACCUGAACUGCAAUACUUGAAUUUUUCUUGUGCCUUGUUUAUAAGGUGUAUUUUAAUUAUCCUUCAUAUUCUCAUUAGUGCAUUACUAAUAAUUGGGGUUUCUCAUGCAUUUAAAGGGAUAGUUAACACCAAUAUGAAAAUCCUCUCAUUAUUUACUAACCCCAUGCCAUCCCAGAUGUGCAUGACUUACUUUCUUCUGCUGAACCCAAACUUGUUUUUAGAAAAACAUGCUUUUUGGACUUUCAAAGUUCUGAUCACCUUUCACUUGCAUUGAAUGGACCUACAGAGCUGAGAAAUAUUUCUAAAAAUCUUCGUUUGUGUUCAGCAAAAUAAUGUCAUACACAUCUGGGAUGGCAUGAGGGUGAGUAAAUGAGAGAAUUGUCAUUUUUGGUGAACUAUUUAUUUAGAAUCUUGCUUGGAUUCCUUAAGAUGUCAUCUUCAGUAAGGGUUUGAAACCUGUGUUGUGUGUGUCCUACUGUAUGCCUUAGGCAGGUGGAAGAGCAAUGCUCACACUAAAAGGAUGUUAGCCAGCUCUUCUUUAGCCCUAUUUGCAAAAUAUGAUGUGCCAUCCUUUGUGAUAUAGCAGGUAUUUGUAAGUAUGUAAGGAGUUGGAUCAUUAAAAUUGUGUGGAGAUCAAUAAAGAUGUUUU